Rangifer tarandus platyrhynchus (Svalbard reindeer) is the source of this 282-nucleotide messenger RNA. Lineage: Eukaryota; Metazoa; Chordata; Mammalia; Artiodactyla; Cervidae. The record is from the annotation of a GenBank genome assembly.
AUGACUCAGGCUGGAGCUCUCCUGCUGCUCUGCACUGCCUUGCUCCUCAUCGCGGGUGGAAAGUGUGAUGACAUCUGCCCAGCCUUGAGGGACACUGUUGACCUGUUCAUAUGGGACAGCCAUGACGCCUAUAUUGAACAAGUUGAAAAGUAUAACCAAAACUCUGAUGUUCUGGAAACUGCCGAUAUUCUGAAGAGCUGUGUUGAUGAGAAGUUGACAGCAGAGAAUAAGCAGGAUGCUCUGAGUGCUCUGAAUAAAAUAUACUCAAGUUCUCUCUGCUGA